Messenger RNA from Gigantopelta aegis, 1423 nucleotides. RefSeq names its product carbohydrate-responsive element-binding protein-like. Gene Ontology annotation, molecular function: RNA polymerase II cis-regulatory region sequence-specific DNA binding; protein dimerization activity; DNA-binding transcription factor activity, RNA polymerase II-specific. The record is from RefSeq and is a predicted model, not a curated record. NCBI's taxonomy places the organism in Eukaryota, Metazoa, Mollusca, Gastropoda, Neomphalida, Peltospiridae. Gene Ontology annotation, biological process: regulation of transcription by RNA polymerase II. Bases 241 to 1287 code for a protein of 348 amino acids. The transcript is spliced from 7 exons. Gene Ontology annotation, cellular component: nucleus.
GAGUUGACACUAGUGUAAAUACGGAUGUACAACGGAAAUCCUGUACACAGACCUUGAAAUGAGCUGUCGGAUUUUCCGCGUUUAGUCAAAUUCUUUGAAACUCAUCACUGUUCAGUUCAGUACAGGAAUUACCCCUUGCCUUCUGGGGAAUUAUGCACUGUUCAGAAAACGAGUUGUCUCCCUUUAAGUUGUAAACUCUGUGGAAAUGAAGUUGUGUGGAAAGUUAUUAAACAGGAACCAAUGUCACCAUCGCCAUAUUCGUCGUCCUCCUCUCCGAAGAUGACGGUUCACUCGACGUCUCUCAAAGUUAAACGGAAAUGCGGCCGGCCGAGGAAUCCCAUCCCGAGACACAAGCGGGAGUCGCACAUAAACGCCGAGCACAGACGACGUGGUAAAAUACAGAACGGAUUCCAGACGUUGAAAAACAUAGUGCCACAAACAGGCGACACCCCUGUGAUACGAGACAGCAAGGCGGACAUCUUGUUUAAAGCUGUUGAUCACAGCAGAAAGCUUCAGGCAGAAUACAACGAACAAAAACAGAUGAUAAAUCAGCUGUAUGAUGAAAUGAAGACUCUAAAAACUGCUAUAGAGUUUCACCAGAAACAUAGUAUACCAGAAGAAAACCACUUGGACGAGAAAGAGAUAUCAGUGGAGGACCGACUGGAGGAAUAUAUACAAGAGAGAACUAGGAAAAACUGGACAUUCUGGAUUUUAAGUUUUUUCAUCCGACCGUUGUUCGAGUCUUACAACAGCUGCGUGUCGCAGGCUUCUCUUCAGAGUUUUAUAUCGUCCGUCGUGGACUGGGCGUCCAGGAAACUUACACUCACAGCGCUAAGAACGGUAGCCUUCGGAUCUUUGCUGUCGAUGACUACGGAAACCUCCAUACUGAGCGACACGCCCAAUCUACCGGAAGAAGCCUUUCUGAAGAUGACCCCUCCCUCGGACGACUCCUGUUUCGACUUGGACCACUUCUACCCGGAGAAAGACUCGACUUUAGCGUCUGUCGCUAAUAAGGACGUGUCGCUAAAUUCUGCGGCGCUAGACGACCCAAUGAUGGGGUCCUUGCCUGGAAUAGACGUGUUGUUAGGAUCUGAUGUUAAUAAGGACGUGUCCUUGAGUACUCUUGAUUUCAAAGAUUUGGCGUUUGGUUCACUUCUAUGCAAGGACUUCUCCCUUGGUUCACCUUCCUGUAAGAACCUCAGUGACUUAUCGCUCAGUUCAUUGAUAGAUAAAGACUUCAAUUUGGGAACAUUCGUGCUCGACGAACCAACUUACAUACCCCUUUGACAAAGGAUGGAUGCUUUUGAUAUAAAACUAUAGCUCGCAGUAUCAACAUUUUAAAAUUUUAUAAGUUUAAAUGUAGGACAGCAAAAUAUGUGUCAACAGUUCAGCCAGUGAAAUAUUAAAAAGUAUCGCAUAGUUA